GAAUUAUAAGGUUUACUUUUUCCACGGUAUCUCUUAUAUAAAAAGAAUAAAAUUCAUUCCUUUAUCGGAGUUGCAUAAUAAUUCAACCUACUGAUUUUUUAUUUUUUCUCUGUCUAUUGAUUCGCUAAAAUGAAGUCUUUAAUGUCGCGUAAUGACAUUUACUAGAUGGCAGUGUUGCGAAUGGUUAUAUAAGCUAGGUUUCGCAUUUAGUUAUUCAGAUCUUUCGCAGAUAUCGUAGUAAACAAGAUGGUAUUACGUGUAUUUAGCAUUCUCAGUGCCGUAGUGCUUGGAUUAUGUGUGGCGGAAAAACUCGACCUUCCUGUGCCAACCUGCAAACGCGAUGCAGCCAACUACACUUCCUGUUUAAAACGCGCAAUUAUAGAAGUAUGGCCACUUUUUGUAAAAGGUCUUCCUGCUGAAUUUGAUUUUCCACCUUUGGACCCGUCAUUUUAUGAAUAUCAGCACAUGGUACUAGAUCGUGGCGAUCUACACGCAGAAGUAACUGCGUCAAAUGUAACUAUCGAGGGUUUCGAAGCAACACAUUUUGUGGCUGUGAGACCGCACUAUACCGAUGACAUUUUUCGUUUGGAAAUCGAUGUACGCAUACCAAGACUAUUUAUUGACGGUAUCUGCGAAGCCCAUGGGAGUAUAGGUUCGUUCCGAAUGAGCGGCAAAGGACCUUUUAACAUGACUGUGGAAGGUGCCAAAGUAACGUGGGAUAUCACAGGGUCUGUAAUAGAUGAUACGUGGAUAAUAAAUCAUUUUAAUUUGUUACCGACAAUUAAAAAACUAAAGGCGCACCUGAAUAAUUUGUUUGAUGGGAAUCAAGAAAUCAAUGAACUCGCUACGAUGUUUGUGAAUGAGUACUGGCCACCAAUAUAUCGAUGGGGACUGCCAGCAGCGGUUGAGAAUUGGGACAAAACUUAUAGCGAUUUACUCACUCGCUUAUUCUCGAAGCUUUCCUUCUCGAAAGUAUUCCCUUAAGAUUCGAAUAUUUAAUUGAACGUUAAGAAACGUUACGAAAAACUGAAUCCGCGCACGAAACUAAAAAUACAUCUGAUAUAUACACAAGAGUUACGUUGAGAAUUAGAAGGUAGGUUCAAUUUAUAUUAAUUAUACAACUGAUAAUUCUUAAAUACUUUGCAUAUCAGAGUUCUUUAUCAUACGGAACGUUCACCUUUUUAAAAAAGAAAAAUGAGAAAAAGAGAAACUAUAACAAAAGAUUGCGAAGUAAUUUAUAAAAAAUUAUCUGUAUUUUUUCAUUCUAAGCAGUUUUGAACUACUAGAAUUUAAAGUUUUUGCGAAUUAUAAUCUUCUAAGUUGAAGUUUUCACAUCUGAGAAAUCUGCAAAUGGUUGUCUUCGUCUUGUUCAAUGAUUGGACGAAUGAAAAUUUUACGUUACGUCGCCACAUUUUACAUUUAUUAUGUAUAUAUAAGUUUGAUUUAAUAGAAUUUCCGUUUAUUUAAUAGUUAGAAACAUAUAUGUUACGCUUCAUCCGUAAAGAGCGCAAAGUGCAUUUCUUGUUAUUAAAAUAUAUAAAAGAAUUAUAAUCGGA
Messenger RNA from Dinoponera quadriceps, 1556 nucleotides. RefSeq lists its product as uncharacterized. Lineage: Eukaryota; Metazoa; Arthropoda; Insecta; Hymenoptera; Formicidae. The transcript is spliced from 5 exons. Bases 247 to 984 code for a protein of 245 amino acids. The record is from RefSeq and is a predicted model, not a curated record.